Molecule: messenger RNA, 1441 nt
Organism: Telopea speciosissima
Lineage: Eukaryota; Viridiplantae; Streptophyta; Magnoliopsida; Proteales; Proteaceae
Product: F-box/kelch-repeat protein At1g23390-like
Exons: 3
Coding region: 17-1252 (411 amino acids)
Biological process (GO): proteasome-mediated ubiquitin-dependent protein catabolic process
Cellular component (GO): cytosol; nucleus
Molecular function (GO): protein binding
Source: RefSeq, a predicted model, not a curated record
UGUAAAGAAUCAAAUAAUGGCAAAGGCUGCGAAGAGAAUCCCUAAUAACAAAGAAAAGGCUGAAGCAAGAGAAGGAGACGAAGGGAAACAGCUACCACAAGAAGCUCCGAUCUAUGGAGAUGUGUUGGAGACAAUCCUCACCCGUCUCACCCUGCUUGACAUGGUGGCGGCGUCUCGUGUCUCCAAGUCAUGGCGAGGUGCCGUCUCCACUUCCCUCCGGAUAUCUCCACGUGUCAAGCCCUGGUUCAUCGUCCACGUCCUGCACCACCGCAACCAUUCCCUCACCUCAGCCUGCGCCUUCGAUCCUGCCUCUCGUGUCUGGCUUCGCAUCGACAUCAGCGACACCCACCACUUCACUGCCAAUAACAACGCCGCUUCCUCUGCCUCCCCAGCACUCCGAUCCUCCCACUCCCAACACCUACUCUACAAGCUUUCAGCAGGAUCCUUCUCCUUCUCCUUCGACGCCCUCCACCUCACUUGGCACCAAGCGGAAGCGCCACUCGUGUGGCGUCAGGACCCCAUCGUCGCACGCCUCGGCUCUCGUGUCCUCGUUGCUGGUGGCACCUGUGACUUCGUCGACGAUCCACUCGCCGUUGAGAUGUACGACACCGGAUCCCGGAGAUGGGAGGCGUGUGAGUCCAUGCCUGUCCUGCUCAAGGACUCCGCCACCAGCACUUGGCUCUCCACCGCUGCCACCAACAAUAGGCUCUACCUGCUGGAGAAGCGCUCCCAUGUGAUCUGCUCCUUCGAUGCUGAGACUAAGACCUGGGGACCUACUUUCAAUCUGAUCUUGAGCACCAAUGCACCUGUGUCUGUGUUUCACUCCAUCAUCGGAUUCGCCGAUGACCGGUUAGUCCUGGUGGGUCUGAUGGGCGAACCAGAGGACUUGAAGGACCUGGGGCUCUGGGAAGUCGAUCAGGUCACUUACGAGUGUAGAAAGAUCGGAGAGAUGCCACCGACGAUGGUAGAGAGUCUCAAGAACGCGAACUCGCGGCUCUCCACCCCAAGUGCAUCAAUGGAAGGUGAUUUCAUCUACAUCUAUAACCCUUCGAACCCAGAACAGAUAUUUUUCUGCGAAUUGAACGAGGGGAAGUGUCAAUGGGGUAAUGCUGUGAAUUCCAUGGCGAACGCCCGCAAUCGGAUGCACAGAUUCGUGUUCACAUGCUCCAGAGUCGGGAUGGGUGACCUUCAGAAGGCUAUGGCGACUGCGAACCGAAGAUUGACGGUGGAAUCGGAGGGAGAUGGGUUCUAGAGUUUGUGAUCUUCCACAACUCCAAGGGCUGUUCCCUAAUUGAGUGAUCCAUUAGCAACUCCAAGGUCCGACUCUGUUCCCUGAUUGAAUGGCGGUUUGUCACCGUCGACCCUGUUCCCUUCCAUGUGAAUGCCUGAGUUGGCUGAGAUUCUUAAUUUAUAAUUUGCACUUCCAACUUCUAAGUGGACA